Messenger RNA from Nicotiana attenuata, 2343 nucleotides. Its product is annotated as myosin-binding protein 7. The transcript is spliced from 5 exons. The coding region runs from base 359 to 1906 and encodes 515 amino acids. NCBI's taxonomy places the organism in Eukaryota, Viridiplantae, Streptophyta, Magnoliopsida, Solanales, Solanaceae. The record is from RefSeq and is a predicted model, not a curated record.
AUCAGAACACAACAGUCUUAUCAAUUUCUACAUUACAAAUUGAAAAAUAAAAUUCAAAAAAAAAAAAUAAAAUCAAGGGGUUUUCAAAUUCCCUUUCUUUUCUCUCUCCCACGUUUGGUUUCGUUUCUCCCUCUCUCUCUCUCCCCCUUCCCUCCUCUGUAUUUUCGUUUCUCUCGUUUUCCUUAAUAUCUACAAUUCUCCGGGAAGCUGGAAUUAUAAUUUCCAUUUUCCCGGCUGAAUUCACCUCCAUUUCUCAGAUACGCUACACAUGUUCAUUUUCUCAUUUUCUCCAGGAAUUUGCAUUCUGUGUGGCAACUGAGGAAAGGUGGAAUUCAUCAUAUGUGAAUUCGAGUAGAAAAUGGAUUCUCAAAAUUCGGCCCCGACGACCAGCCAGGUCAACUGCUGUGAUUGCGGGUGCAGUUGUUCUGUGAUGAACAGGUCCUACUCGGGAACUUGGCUCCGGUCUGUGAAGCGAAAAUAUGAUGAAUACAAUGAGAAUAAGUUCAUGAUCCCAGGCUUUGUCUUACCUCUAAAUGCUCGUAUUGAGAUCGAAAAUGAAUGUACAGCACUUAGGGAAAUGGUAGGUAAGCAACAACAGACAAUUCAGGAUUUAAGUGCUGAGUUAGAGGAAGAAAGAAACGCGUCCUCCUCGGCCGCAAACGAGGCAAUGUCGAUGAUUUUGAGGCUGCAAGGAGAAAAGGCAGAGGUUCAGAUGGAAUUUAAACAAUUCAAGAGGUACACUGAGGAGAAAACGGCGCAUGAUCAGCAGGAGAUAAUGGCGUUGGAGGAUUUAUUAUACAAGAGGGAACAAACAAUUCAAUCAUUGACCUGUGAGGUGCAAAUGUAUAAGCAUAGAAUGAUGAGUUAUGGGCUCACAGAAUCUGAGGCUGAUGGUGAUUGUGAGACGGAAAAGGGUCGUUUUAGUCGGAACAAUAGUAUGUCCGAGACUAUCAAUGGGCAAUUCGAAGUUCCUCCAUUUGAUUACCCGCCGUUGAAAUGCAUUAUUAAUGAGAAUCAAGUAUACACAGAGGUUGAUAAUGAGGUUGUUGAUGUUGAGAAAUAUGCAUUUGAAGAGACCCCACGUUCAUGCGAUCAAUUGCGCGAUUUGGAGCAUAGGAUCAAUCAGUUGGAGAGGACGCCAAGAAGUACCGAUGGGGAUCUUUUCAAGAACAACAUACUUGAAAAAGUGAUAGUUGGUCAUUCCCCAAGGAGGACUAGACAUCUUAGAAAGUUUUCAACUGACAGUUUAGGUUCUCCCUUUGUUACAACUAAAGAAAUUAACUCAGAUUUCAUCUCAGAUUCUCCAAGGUUUGGUGGAAAUAUUAGAAAAGCAGAAUAUUCACAAACAGAAGAGCGUUCAAACUUGAGGAAGGUUGAUAAUUCAUCAGAAGUUGGAGAUGACAUGAGUGACCGAGUUUACACAAUUGAUUCUGUACACCGGAGGGCUGGAUAUGAUGGUGUGCCAGACCCCAAGGCUUCAGUUGGAAUGGUUGACGAUUACACCCCGAGGGAUUCAUUGAAUCAUACAGAUUUUGGAGAUCCAGAGGUCACGAAGUUGUACCUUAGGCUUCAAGCACUUGAGGCUGAUCGGGAAUCAAUGAGACAGGCUAUGAUUGCUAUGCGGACUGAUAAAGCACAGGUGAUAUUGCUCAAGGAGAUUGCUCAGCAAUUAUGCAAAGAAAUGUCCCCAGCCGCGAGAAGACCUUCAAGGAAGCCAUCUGUAAUUGCGAGCUUUUCUUUCAUGUCCGUAUUCAAGUGGAUUGUAUCUUUUGUUUUGUGGAGAAGAAAAGCGCGCAGAUGCAAGUACAUGUUUGGAUCGUCCACCAGCAAUGUAGGCUUGCUAAUGCUUUUAGACAAGGGACCUCGUGUGGGGCAGUGGAGAUGUCUGUCGAGUACGCAAGUGUAAAACCAGCUCCUAGUUAUUCCACAUCGAUUACUGAAGACUGUAUCAUAAACGUCAGUGCGAAAUGGAUUGUAGUCAGACUAAUUGCUUUUUCAUGUUACUUUCUUUUCCUCCCUAUAUUCCUUGCUGCUGCAAAUUUGGGUUCACUCUGCGCUGUGACAUUUUGUUGAACCAGCGGCAUCGAAAAUAUAGAUGUUCCACUGCCAGGUUGGGACUUGUGAAUAACUGUGAUCAUAUAUGGCUUGUUUGGAUUCUCUCAAGGUUUUCUUUUUCUUUUUUUCUGUAUAUUACAAUUUGUGAAUGAAUUUUUUCUUUUUGUCAAUCAGAUGUUAGUGCUACUGGACUUUUGUAAUCGUGAUCGAAGAACUUCCUUGUUAUUAAUGUAGACUUGGUCCAAGACUGACUAAGGUUAAUAAAGCCUAGCCGGAACCUUCUAUGUU